AUGGCGUCUGCUAGCGUUCGUUCCUGCAACUGCGGGCCGGAAGUGAAAUCCUUGGACAAGGAAUAUUGCCAUGUCAGUGUUGUACACCAUGAGAAACAUAUGGAACCAGUCAAACAACCUCUGAAUUCAUCAGACGCACAGAAAAAGGAUGCUUAUAACUGCUGGAAAGCGAGUGCAAAACGAGUGAAACUAGCUGUGAACGCAUGCCGAGACAAUAAUGUAACAUAUGUUGAACCACGCAUGGUUUACUUUGUCGUAUCGGAAAAAUACAAGUUCAUGUUCAAAUUAAUGCCCAAAGUGUCAUCAACUACUUGGAGAAACUUUCUACCGACUAUUGAUUCGGAGUGCUUGAAGAGUGGAAAUAAGAACCUCACUGAAACAGAUGUGAAGAAAUAUACCAAAAUCAUCUUCUUUCGAGAACCACUGGAGAGAUUGGUGUCAUUUUACUAUAAUAACAUACAUUACACAGUAAAUCAAUCGGGCCAAAAUAAGCAAUUCGAUGAUCUCAUCAAGAAAAUUGGAAUACGGAAUCACAGCGUGAUGGCACGUAAUCCAAAGGGAAAUGAAAUAUAUAAUAUAACAUUUAUAGAAUUUGUAAAGAUGGUCAUUCACCACCAUUCCUAUGGGGAAUAUAUGCCACUCGGUGGGCAUUUAGUCAAACAAUAUCGAAGAUCAUAUGUAUGUUCAUUUAAGUACGAUUUUAUCGGUCAUUUUGAACAACUAGGCGAGGAUGCUGCGUGCGUUCUUGAGAUGAUUGGCCUUGAUAGUAUAUAUCGUUUCCCAGACAUUCAUGCACAGAAAGGCAAUUUGAGAUACACAGAAGCGCUUGGAAGUUUAUCCAAACAUGUUCUUGAAAGUCUUAUUGAAGUGUAUCGAUUAGAUUAUGAAAUUUUUGGGUAUAGAAUUCCUACAUUUGAAGAGUUUAAGGUUAAGCAGGGAUUGUAA
Saccoglossus kowalevskii is the source of this 945-nucleotide messenger RNA. Its product is annotated as carbohydrate sulfotransferase 11-like. Lineage: Eukaryota; Metazoa; Hemichordata; Enteropneusta; Harrimaniidae. Gene Ontology annotation, molecular function: sulfotransferase activity. Gene Ontology annotation, biological process: carbohydrate biosynthetic process. Gene Ontology annotation, cellular component: membrane. The record is from RefSeq and is a predicted model, not a curated record.